Messenger RNA from Clonostachys rhizophaga, 729 nucleotides. The record is from the annotation of a GenBank genome assembly. Lineage: Eukaryota; Fungi; Ascomycota; Sordariomycetes; Hypocreales; Bionectriaceae.
AUGUUGCUGGAGAGAGAUUCCAAUGAUGGGUCCGAAGAGGGGCUGGAGGACGGUGGGCAGGCCACAGAUGAGGCCUCCGUUGGCGAGCAGACCGUCGUUGAUAUCUAUGAAGCGGCUGUUGGCUUGUGCGAUGGCCCUGCUGAUAGUCUCUCUCAAUUUGAACUCAACCCAGUUCUCCUCGUCAUCGCCAAAGUGCUUGUCAAAGGCACGGCCGAGCUCGUCAUUGAGCGAAGCGCAAAUGGCCUCGAGCACACGGUUAAGCUCCGUCUUGACAAGCAAUCCCUGCCAACUGUCGAGAAUAGGGCCGUCGUGUCCAAGGGUGAAUUUGGCCUGGUCCAUCUCCGCCAUCGCGUGGGGGACGUUGAGGCGACUUGCCGGUUGCACCAGCACCCAUCGGAUCAUGCUGGGCGGCAGCAGAACCUCCUUGCGAAAACCCAUGCCAGGGAUAACGACUGGCUUCCCAUGUUUGAGAUACUAGAUUUCAGGUUAGCAAGUCUGGGUGAGAGCGCCAAAGUGCGCUGGGCGCCAAUGGGUUGGAGGAAGUGCGAGCUUUUGUGGAGCCUUGCAGUCUGUGUAGUAAGCCCAUCUCGUGCGCAAACUGAAUCGCCGUGCGCCAGGGGUCUCGCGGAUCAGAGGGAUGUUAUCGGGAUAGGGGACGCUGACGAUGAAGCGCUCGACGAUAUAGACGACAGCGCAGAAGGCGACGCCACAGGCGAUCAACGCGUAUAA